CAAUGGUUAUGGGGAGCAGGCCGGAGUCUGGGGUUCAGAGUGAUAGUAGAUCAGCCACGACGCAAUGGCAGAGCAGACUCGAAGGACCAAAUGACCUAAUUCUGCUCCUAUAUUUUACGGUAAAAAAAAUUAAUAACCGACAAAACGAGAACUAGUAAGAACAGAAAAAGGCUGAAGACUGUCAGGAGUUCCGUAUUCAUCUUCGCAGAGAUACUGCGAGCUAGCGUCUCAGGCUUCCAGCAUCUACUGCCUUACACUGCAAGAGAAAAGUGGACCGCAAGCGAUUAGAACCCAGCUGCUUGAUAUAUAUGAGGAAAAUACUGCGGACAAGUCACGGUCGUAUUAAAUUAAUCCAGGAGAGCGUCCGCCGGGAGAGAAACAAAUUUGACUGUCUGUGUAUUUGCAGAACUCCCUCCGUCGUUCCCCAGUGAGUGGGAGAGGCGGGGCUCUUGGUGAUUAACUGGGAUCUCGCACGCUUCCUGUUUAUAAGUAUCCCAAGGGACUGAAUGUUGUUGGCAAUUAGUUUUGCCGUCAGAUGUGUUACUAGAGCCCGGCUAUCUCGCCGACGUUUUCCCGUGUUUUCGUGUUAAAAUGGGGCCAGGGGCGGAGUCUCUGCCUGGCAGGGUAUUUGUUUUCUCUGUCGUUGAUUGAUUCGGUAGUUGCGUUGAUUCUGGCGACCUGCCCAAUCAGUGAAGGACGAGAUCAGGGGGCCGAUUUACACCUGAUUUUCGAGCAUAAAAUGAUUACGGAACACUAACCUCGAUCAGUCGAUUGUAUGUUCGAGCUCCGCUGUGAUUCAAGAGCGCCAGUUACAUGUGAAUAAAGCAGCCACAUUACAUAAAAGCGGUGGCUGUAAUUCACACCCUUCGCCAAAAGGAGCUUCACCCAGAGUCUGUAGCGAUCCCUUUCCUGUCUUGUCCGGAGGAAUGGACGCUGAGGACAAAGCUGGGCAGAUGUCGGAAUCUGCCGAGGAUGAAGUGGAGGGAACAGUGCAAGAGGUGGAGGUGCCUGGGAGCAAAGAAACCCCACAACCGGUGGCUGUCUCGCCUUCUGCUCCCCAGCCAACCUACCAAGUGCCCGAUGGAGGUUUCGGCUGGGUAGUGGUGUUUGCGGCCACCUGGUGCAGCGGUUCCAUCUUCGGCAUCCAAAAUUCAUUCGGAAUUCUCUUCUUGAUGUUCCUGAAGGAGGUGGAGGACCAGAAGGACCCGAGCCUUCUCUUUAAGACGGCUUGGAUCGGUGCCCUCGCGAUGGGGAUGAUAUUCUUCUGUUCUCCAAUAGUCAGCAUUUUUACUGACUGGCUUGGCUGCAGAAAGACAGCGAUGAGCGGAGCUGCAGUGGCGUUUAUUGGACUUCUUUCCAGUUCCUUCACAAAGUCCCUGGAGCUGAGGUAUUUUACCUAUGGAAUUCUCUUUGGAUGCGGGUCAUCUUUUGCUUUCCAGCCAUCAUUAGUCAUUCUUGGCCAUUACUUCCGACGCCAUUUAGGCCUGGUGAACGGAGUGAUGACGGCUGGAAGCAGUCUGUUUUCCAGCGUCAUGCCUCUUUUCCUGAAGAAGAUUGGUGAUGCCUUGGGUCUGGCCCACACCCUGCAGAUUCUCAGCGUGUUCUUGUUCAUACAGAUACUUCUGUCCUUGACAUAUAAGCCUCUGUUACCAAGCAAUCCUGAAGAAGGGAGGACUAACACAACAAAAUUCGACAAGUGUUUCCAUCAGGUCAGGAGAUACCUAAAUCUGAGAGUCUUCAGGGAAGUAACAUACAGGGUUUGGGCCUUUGGAGUCGCCACUGCUGUCCUAGGUUACUUUGUGCCAUAUGUUCACUUGAUGAACCAUGUAGAAAAAGAAUUUGGAGAAACUGAGAGAAACUGGAUACUGCUCGUCUGCAUUGGAGCUUCGUCAGGAGUCGGACGCUUAGCAUUUGGAAAGAUUGGUGAUUGCAUCCCUGGACCUAAGAAGAUCUACCUACAAGUGGCAUCAUUUUGGGUGUUGGGUAUUAUGUCCAUCAUGAUACCACUCUGUAAAGUGUUUGAAGGCCUCAUUGCUGUUUGUAUUUUACUGGGGUUUUGUGAUGGAUGUUUCAUCACAAUUAUGGCACCUAUUGCCUUCGAACUGGUUGGACCUCAAGAGGCUUCACAGGCUAUUGGCUUCAUUCUGGGGCUAAUGGCCAUUCCUAUGACUGCAGGACCACCUAUUGCAGGGUUUUUAAAAGAUUCCUUUGGCAACUAUCACUUGGCUUUUUACUUGGCCGGAAUUCCACCUAUUGUUGGCGGAGUUGUUCUGUUCUUUGUCCCUAUAAUUCAUCAUCGAAUGAUGAAAAAGCAAAAGAAAGAAGACCCUGGCACUGACAAGAUAUUGUUAGCUUCAGGAAAUGCAUUAACUGGAGAGAUGCUUCCAGGAAACCCCAACCCAGAAACCUGUAUGUAAUCUGUAAAGUCAAGGCAUGCUACAUUCCACAGUGGGAUCAAUGCCAGCACAGACUGUGAUGUUUCCUUUUGGUAUGUGUGCCUGUUUUGAAAUAAUAGUUCUUCCACCCAUGUAACACUGAGUUCCCUUUCUAAAAAUUCCACAAAGGCAUUAGAAUUUUUAAAAAAAUGUUAAAAACUUGGUGGGAAGUUCUCAGAUGAGGCUUAAAAUGUCUGUGGCCGCUUCUUAAGCGCAGUGUUGGACUUAAUCUCAGCCCAGUAGCAAUGACAGCAUUUUAUUGCGGUAUUUUGUUAGGAACAAUCUGAUCAGGGAGCACUGUGUAGAACUGAAAUUAUAGAAACAUUACAGAAUAGUGGGAGUCUGUUAAAUGGGCACAGUCUGUGCAAAAGUAAUCCAGCUGGUUUCAAUGGAGUUCUUCCAAAACUCAGGGUAUGUGGCCACCAACUUCUCAUUGUCCUUCCUUGUUCCUUUUUGUGAUUGGGUCAAGAACAGAUUGAUUUCUGGUCAUAAUUUGCUUUCCCUUCUCAGCCCCCAUGUUAGGGAAAGAGCAAAGAAACAUUACAAACAGACAAAUCAUUUCCAAUUUGAGGGUGACCUUUCCCUGAUCAAACUCUGAGCAAGGUUUACACCAGGCAACCAAUGUCAGGUGGUCAUCCUGCACGACCCAACUGCUACUGCCCUGACUUGCCCCCCAUCGGCUUCCUAAAUUUCUGUUACUGUCAUGCAGCAUCGGGCAAAUGCAGAAAAAUAAGGGGACUAUCCAACAUCUUCCUUAUUCUGUGGCAGUGUAUUUUCAGUAGUCCACAGCCCCAUCAUACAAUGGUAAUUUGCAAUUAAUGGUGCGUGGGAAGAUUACCUCACACCUCUCUAUUGUGUCCACUAAUGCUCAAAUGCCCGAUGUGAGCAAACAAUAACAGAAUGAGCAUGUGGUCAAGCAAUCAGUUGCCACUUGUGCUCCCGUGUCCCAGUUUCACAGAAUACAGUAAAGAGUGAAUUAAAUGUCUUCUCUUGGGAGACCAUAUGAGUACAGCAUAGGAGGCCAUUCUGCCCAAUUAAGACCAAGCCAGCACUCAUAUUUAUCCCAUUUCUCCGCUUCUUUUCCUGUCUCAUUUGUUUCUCAACUGGGACCGCAAGAGAAAGCCGAUGGGGAUGAGAAAAGGCAGCAACACUGGCUGCAAUCACCUGAGAGAUUGCAAGAGGGAAUAAGAUGGAGCAAGGUAAGGAUUAUAAAGGUCAUUAAAAAGGGAGGUAGAUGUAGCAGAUAUUGGUGCUUAUCACUACUCCACAUCCUUAGACUAAUAAACACCCGUCUCAGGAUACCGAGUGAUGACGCGCAGAUGGAGUUAAAGUGCAAAGCAGCCAUGAUCUAACGAAGUGGUGGCCAAUUUGGAGGGUUUGAAUGGACGACACCUGGUCCUAGGUUCACUGUGUGUAUCAGCAUUGAUUCGGAAGGAGGAACAUUCAUGUCAAACUACAAGUAAUUUCUGAGAUCUUGAUAAGUUAAAUACAGUAAAACAAUCUAAUAUCUGUUGGAAAAGGACAGUGGAAUGUUGAGCAAAAUUGUUGUUGUGUGCAGUUAGCAUGGGAUGUGCAGGAAUUACAUGACUGAAGCAUAAUCUCCUGACUAUUCAAUUCAAUUCUCCCAUCAAGAAAAAACCUGAUUCUGUUGGACUUCCUGAUUAGUUGCCACAUCUACAUGCAAACCUUUUGCAAAUUCUGCCCUAGGGCUCAGAGCUUUGCAGACUUGCCCCAUUUAAGUACUUUUGUUUUGCCAAAAUGAACCACUUCCUCUUUCUUACCUAUCCAUGUGUCAUCAAGCAAAUUUGGCAUCUGAAUUUUUGGUGCUUUCAUCCACAUCAAGUAUAUAAAUGCAAAAGAUUAUGCUCCAGCAUUGAUGGCACAUUAGUUACAUCUUGCUAACGAGAAAAGGUUUGAUUUUAGCCUACCCUCUGUUGUUAGCCAACUUAUCCCCUGUCCAUGUCAUCGCAACUCGCCCAUCAGCUUUCAUUUUUCAGAAUAAUAUUUAAUUUAGUACAUUUGAUGCCUCUGGGCGUCAAAUUUUUCCUUAUCCUUGACACCUACUUCAUCAAAGAACUUUAAUGAAAUGGUCCAACUUUCGCAAACCAUGUUGCCUUAGCCUGAUUUACCCCAUCGUGCCCUCUUCCGAAGUUUUUAGUAGUAGCUUCUAACGUUUUUCCCCACAAUGUAUGUUAAGCUAACUGGCCUGCGGAUUCCUGCUUUUCAGAUAUGGGAAUUAGUAUUGCUAUUUUCCAAUUUAAUGGAAAGGUCUCUAAAUGUAAAAGGAAUUUGGAAAGUUAAAAACGAAAAUUAAAAAUUAAAAACUCUCUAACCACUUUCUAGCAGCUUGGAAUGAAGUCUGUGAAGAUGCUGAGACUUAAGAGAUUGCAGCUCUAACAAUGUAGUACAAUUGCUCUGUUGAUGUAAACAACAGGAAUUCUGCAGAUGCUGGAAAUUCAAGCAACAUACAUCAAAGUUGCUGGUGAACGCA
This is a messenger RNA of Mobula hypostoma (lesser devil ray), 4926 nucleotides long. RefSeq names its product monocarboxylate transporter 8-like. Gene Ontology annotation, biological process: transmembrane transport. The coding region runs from base 927 to 2417 and encodes 496 amino acids. Gene Ontology annotation, molecular function: monocarboxylic acid transmembrane transporter activity; thyroid hormone transmembrane transporter activity. The record is from RefSeq and is a predicted model, not a curated record. Gene Ontology annotation, cellular component: membrane. The transcript has 6 exons. Lineage: Eukaryota; Metazoa; Chordata; Chondrichthyes; Myliobatiformes; Myliobatidae.